Molecule: messenger RNA, 2221 nt
Organism: Neurospora tetraspora
Lineage: Eukaryota; Fungi; Ascomycota; Sordariomycetes; Sordariales; Sordariaceae
Exons: 2
Coding region: 423-1865 (480 amino acids)
Source: RefSeq, a predicted model, not a curated record
CAACGUCAACAUCGUCGGUCCUUCCUUACCUGGAAAAUGACAACCAGAAACCAAUGCAGACCUCUCCUUCUUCUCUGCCGCGAACUGUGAUUACCUAGUCCCCAUUGUUUCUGUCACCCCUCUGCCUCUCACACUGUCCUGGUCAGUGGUCAGUCAGGAUGAAGUUGAAGCCAUCAGAAAGGCGCUUUCCGCGCCAGGUUCUCCGGUCAUUCUCCAGCUGUUUAAAUGGUUGAUCGCGUUGGUUUCGCUUUCACAAACAACGAAUCGAUCACGACGUUCUUGUACGCUGUCAUACUUGGAAUACUUUGCUACUCGGACAUCACAUCAUCACAUCAUCACAUAUACGAAAAGCACCAAGAAAAGUUGACCCCCAUUUCUUUUCGCGCCCAACAUCUUCGCUCAGUAUCCCGACUACUUGCCCGAUGUCAACUUCUUCGGUACCUCCACCCGACAUGGAUCGAGGCAGCUUUGAACAAUUCCCCAAACUGCCCGGUGAACUUCAAGACAUGAUCUGGUUGGCCUCGAUGAACUCUGCCGCCAGACUUGUUCGUGUCGACCUGGUUGAGGUGUCUGACGCCGUUCCCCCACGAUGUAUCCCAACAAAAUGGCGUCUUCCCCCGGCACCCAGCCUAAUGCACGCAUGCUCGCGGUCCCGAACAUAUUUGGGAAGACAUGAUGAUGGCUACAAGAAGCUUCUUCUUCGCCCCAAGGCUCAUCCUCCGGGCAUCGGCUAUACCACUGCCUACGUCUGGUUCAAUGUCCACACCGACGUCCUGAGCCAGCGCUUGUUUGUCUUGACAGACAUGGAUGCGUUUGCGACACCCUUCGAUGCGUUUGAUCCAGACACCCCAGAUCCCUUUACCGCGACCAUUCUUGCGCAGGGGCAUCCAGAUUCGUGGACCUUUCGCCCUAUCUUUGAUGUCGAAGCCUCUUUCACUGGGGUUGCAGCUCCUUUCUUCGAUCAUUUUCUCGGACAAGAUCUCAGCGGCCUCAUCCCUAAGAUUCUAAAUCCCUCCUCGAUCCGUCAUAUGCACUUCGAUAUCACGGUUUUCCCGGAUGGCCAUUUGAUCAGACACGAGUACUUGCAAGGCGACAUACACCCAACCGCAAGCUUCGUUUCCGAUCUCUUACGUAAAUGUUCACGCCCAAACGUGAGUAUAACACUCAGCAUCGACACCUGCGACUGGCAACGGCCCGAUGACGCGCCCUUAAUGAGCCUCCGCCUUAUCCCACAUAGAAGCGAAUACCGAUUACCGGCACACCGCUUUGAGGAGACAGAGCCUUUUGUCAUUUUGGGACACGGCAUGCCAAUACCCGACCGUUUUAAUCCUCUUGAGUGGCUUCUGAGAACCGACAAAGCAGUUCAGUGCUUGCCGCUCCCGUCACCUCCCUAUCAAUUUGACGAGAGAAAUUGGCAGCUGUUCCGCGUAAUGGACCCUCUCUCAAAUGAUGUGCAUUUUGAUGACUUCGGCCAUCAUGUGCCAUCUUUAAGAUUUUACUUGUUCAGGUUGUUGGACCACAUACAUUUCCAAUGCGAGCGAGAGGCUCAUGUUUUUGGAUCAAACUACUCUAUGGCUGAAAGGGUAACCCUCCUGCUAACAGAAUCCUAUCAUUACACCUUUCAGGACUACCUGUACGGGGGUCUUUGUGGCCCCGGAUACGGUAUGGGAAGAGCGGGCGAGGUAUUUAGGAACGGUGGACUUGACAGAGAAAGGCUCCUGGGUUUGGGUUCGGACAACGAUUCGGACAACGAUUCGGACAACGAUGAUGCGGGCAGUGGUUCAGUCAGCGAUGCGGUCAGCAAUUUGUUCAACGAUCCGGUCGGCGAUUCGUAUUUCUUUGACGAGGCUUACGUUGAGGAAUGAUGUUCGUCUAAUCCUUUGUCCUUACUAUUUGGAAAGCUAUCCGGACAACUAUCAGGACAGCGAGUGACGACAGAAAGGAUUGCGGAGACAGGAACAAAACAGGGGACAAAGCCAAAGGGGUGCAAGCAGUAGUUUUGUGACAAGCACGUCUUGGAUCAGGGUAGCCAUGAGGAUAGCCAGUAUUGGUUUGGGUUCGCUUUUCCACCUGCGAAAUAGGCAAGAUUGCCAGUCAAAGCGACAUUGUUUGUAAUCAGGCUUAGAUGCAUUCUUCUUUGCGCAGUAAAAGGGACAAAGUCCCCUUGCUGAGGAUUUGGCAAACGAGAGCCUGCCAUAGCGUGUCAAUAUUCACUUUUUAA